AUGGCGACUCUUCUCCCACCACGCUAUUAUGGAUCUAUAUUCCAUAUUGAAUAUACGAAAGAUGAAAAGGGGGAGAAGAACUUAGAACCAGCAAUUUUGAUAACUGGAAAAGAUAGUUUUAUGGUAUUAACAAAAGAUUGGUCUAAACCAGUUGUACAGAUAUCAACAAACAAUGUUCAAGAAAUGAAAAGGGGUAAACAUGGCGUGCAUUGCAAAUAUAAAGCCGAUAAUAAAAUCCAACACAUUUAUUUUAAAUCAGAAAAAACUGAUAAACUUUAUUCCGCAAUUACUGUCGAAACAUCAAAUACAGCUCAAAUGCCAAACUAUAAUACAUUGCCUAAAGUAAUUCCAACAUUUAAAUUCGAAAUGGACUCCGUUACAGAAGAAUUAUAUCAAAAUUUGAUCAAUUUACAGACAAGAUUCUAUUCAUCAUUCAAUUGUGCUAAGCCAUCGCAAAUUCCUUUUGUAGAUUUACUUGUUUGCGUUUAUAGAUUCAGAUAUUUAAAUGAUUCAGCGGAUCAAAUACAAAAUAACGUUGAUGCUCUGCUUACUGAAAUCAGACGUCAAUUUUUCAGCGAUUGGUGCCUCGCUUUACUCAAAGCUGCACAAUUUGAUCCAAAAGUACCAAAUGCUUACGAUUUUUCGCUUAGAAUCGUAACAAGUCUUCUCACUGAUAUACAUUUAAACUCUGAUUCCAUUGAAGCAAAUACAACUGAUUUAUAUAAAGCAGUUGGAGAAAUGUGUGAACGAGGAGAUGCAACAAAUAUUACAGCUGCUGUCAAAUCCAUGCUUGAUAUCUUCGAUACAAUGUAUGAAGAUGGAUAUAAAGCUCAACCAUGCGCAAAUCAAGCAAUUCUACGAGUUCUAACAAGAGUUUUGCUUCUAAUGUUCUGCGGAAAUAUGCUUCAGAUAUAUCCAAUUGAAAUCGAACGACUUGUUAUUAGAACUGCAGAAUUUACUGUCGCUGCUUACAAUAAAAACCUCUUAGAAGAGCAUUUUAAGAUACUACGUAAGACUGUUGACUCAUUCCAUAACGAAUUAUUAAGAUUUAUGGAUACAAGAAGAUACGACCCAUUAUUUAGGUUUGUUUACGUAUCGGCUGAGCUAUCAGAAAAGAUUAAGAAUACAAAGCUUUAA
Molecule: messenger RNA, 1137 nt
Organism: Trichomonas vaginalis G3
Lineage: Eukaryota; Parabasalia; Trichomonadida; Trichomonadidae
Exons: 1
Coding region: 1-1137 (378 amino acids)
Source: RefSeq, a predicted model, not a curated record